Molecule: messenger RNA, 964 nt
Organism: Cynocephalus volans (Philippine flying lemur)
Lineage: Eukaryota; Metazoa; Chordata; Mammalia; Dermoptera; Cynocephalidae
Gene: FGF22
Product: fibroblast growth factor 22
Exons: 4
Coding region: 1-609 (202 amino acids)
Biological process (GO): positive regulation of gene expression; cell differentiation; animal organ morphogenesis
Cellular component (GO): cytoplasm
Molecular function (GO): fibroblast growth factor receptor binding; growth factor activity
Source: RefSeq, a predicted model, not a curated record
AUGCGCCGCCGCCUGUGGCUGGGCCUGGCCUGGCUGCUGCUGGCGCGGGCGCCUGGUGCGGUGGGGACCCCCGGCGCGCCGCGAAGACCGCGCAGCUACCCGCACCUGGAGGGCGACGUGCGCUGGCGGCGCCUCUUCUCCUCCACGCACUUCUUCCUGCGCGUGGACCCCGACGGCCGCGUGCAGGGCACCCGCUGGCGCCACGGCCAGGACAGUGUCGUGGAGAUCCGCUCUGUCCACGUGGGUGUCGUGGUCAUCAGGGCCGUGUACUCAGGCUUCUAUGUGGCCAUGAGCCGCUGGGGCCGCCUCUAUGGGUCGGUUCCGGGAGCGCAUCGAGGAGAAUGGCUACAACACCUAUGCCUCGCUCCGCUGGCGCCACCGUGGCCGGCCCAUGUUCCUGGCGCUGGACGGGCAGGGGGCACCCCGGCGAGGCGGUCGAACGCGGCGCCACCACCUGUCAACCCACUUCCUGCCGGUGCUGGUCUCCUGAGGCCCCGCCGGGCUGCGAGGGCCCUGCUGCCAGAGGAACAGGCUGGACAGAGAUUCCCGAAGAUGCCUGAGCAGGGUGGUGGCCGGCAGAAUAAUGGCCCCGAAGAUGUCCUGUCCUGACCCUGGGUCCUGGGGAUACAUCGACUCCAGUGGCAAAGGGGCUCACUCUGCAGAUGGGAUGGAGUUGAGGACCUCGAGAUGGGAGGUCAUCCUGGGUUACCUGGGGGCCCAGUGUCCUCACAUGGUCCAAGAGGGGGCAGAAGGGCCAGAGGCAGAGACUGGAAGACGCUGCGCUGCUGGCUUUGCAGACGGAGGUAGGGGCCACACGCCGAGGGCUGCGGGUGCCUCUAGAAGCUGGGAAGGGAGGACACGGGUCCUCCCCUGGAGCCUCCAGAGGAGCCAUCCCUGCCCACGCCUUGACUUUGGACUUCUACUCCCCAGAACUGUGAGGGGAUAAAUGUUUUGUUUUAAGCCA